GUUCGCCCUACGCUCUCACCGCAUCAAUCCCACCUUGGAUAUCUCACCCUGUCGUCACCGGAAUUAAAUCCACAAACGCAAUCUGUCGCUUCCGUUGACAACGUACUGCACUCACAAGAACACGGAGACGCUCCCGAUCCUGCUAUUAGUAUACCUUCGAUCGUCGAGCCUACCGAUACCGAGCCCUUCCCGCAGCUUACCAACGACGUCAGUCGUACAGCGUCUCCUGCUAGCAAGAUAAGAGAAGCGUUCAAGAUUCCGCGGAAGCAAGCAGCCGGGGACUUAGACGCUACAAAAGGUCCCGGGAGCAGUCCUGGCGGACUGGGAGGUCUCUUUCGCCCUAAGAGUAGGAGAAGCAGCGUCAGUUCGCAGAAUCCAGACACUGUGCCCGCUCAAGCUCCUGCCCCAGAAGCUGCCUCUGAGCCAAGCCAGGUCCAAGACGCCACACUUGACGAGCGUCCGGAAACGCCAAAGCAGAAGGCUCGCGGCCGAAUCAACACCGACUCUCUACCUGCUACACCGCCAAACCUUGUAGACACACCUACUACAACCGUCACACCACCCACACCUACAGACCCUUACGCAGAUGCUUCCACGUUCCCUAACAGAAAGCCUGUUACCUUAGCGGGCCAGGCUACUCUACCAGACCGACCACUCAGUUCAGUUGAGAGCAUAAGGCGACGUCGAGCUCAAUCCGGGAAUGCCCCAAGCAAACUCUCUAAUGCCAUCCCAGCACCGCUGACGCCCACCCUCGAGGAGGCCAAAACGCCAGGCGGUACACUGACACAGCCGACGAGCGCAUCAGGCUUCUUCAGCUCGUUUUUCACUGCUGCGAAGACUGCCGCAGAUCAGCUUAGCAACAACAUCAACGCACCAAAUAAGAGCAAGCCUGGCACACAAGCAGUGCAUGAGGCUGACGGUGAAGAAGUGAUACCGGGCGCAGAAAGUAAGCCCGACGAGGCAGAUAGCACGCAAAAGCAGCUAGCUGUUGACACGCUUGGCACCGGCGACCUCAACUUCAGCCAUCUCGGCAUUGCGGACAACAAAGAUAUCAGCCCAAUGACGUCUACUGUCGAUGUGUCGCAGCAGAAUGCGCCCACGCAGAAUGGAGAGUCUAACCAGAAGGCGGAAGAGGAGGCAGCCGCACGUGCAGUAUCCGUGGCGUAUGAGAAACCCUUGCAGAAUGUGAUAAGCCAGGCUACAGGCCGGCCUCUCUCAAUCGCUUCGAACGAUCGUCUGGCACUUGGCGAAGGCUCGCCACCUCGGUCAGGCAACGAAGUGGAUAGUUUGAAGCGAUCUGGUAGUGUGAAGAGUAAAUUCAGUGGUCGAGGGCGCAGACAUCGAGCUAGCUCUGCCACCACUGGGACUGCCAACACGCAGGCAACUGGCAACACGAUAGCAGCGGCUAUCCAGGCUUCGUCUGCAGCGCUUUCCAAUCCGGGCGCAAACGGGCCAGGACACCGAUUGACCGGGUUCGCCGUAGCCAGUAGUAAGCGCAACAAGGACUUUCACCAGUUGUUUCGAAGCGUACCUGAGGACGACUACCUGAUCGAAGACUACAGCGCAGCCUUGCAAAGGGAUAUCUUGGUUCACGGCAGGCUUUACGUCUCCGAAGGUCACAUAUGCUUUUCAAGCAACAUUUUCGGAUGGGUGACGAACCUCGUCAUGAGCUUCGAUGAGAUUGUCUCCGUGGAGAAGAGGAGCACAGCCGUCAUCUUCCCGAAUGCAAUUUCAAUCCAGACUCUGCAUGCGCGCAACACAUUCGCAAGCUUUGUAGCACGAGAUUCGACGUACGAGCUCAUUAUUGGGAUCUGGAAGAUUAACCAUCCAAACCUGAAGAGCUCUUUGAACGGUGUCGCCCUGGAUGAUGCUGGCACUGGCGAUAAGACCGAGGUGAUAGAUCCAGAUGCGUCCCACGACGAUGAUGACGAGUCAGGAGACGGCUCGGAAGACGAAGUGUACGACGAGGACGACGAUGAUGGCGAGACACAAAGUUUCGUCGACGGAGGCGUUGCGGCAAGCACUGCCGGCAGUGACAUUGGCGAUGUACCCUUGAGCAGAAAGACAUCGGCUCAGCCUGUGAGUGGCAUUCCCGUGGUCAAUGGCGCCCCGCCCAAAGCAUCUGAAGCCACGGACGCUGCGGUCGCUGGUGCUGUGAUAACUUCUGACUUUCUCGGCCCGGCCACGCAUGCGCCAACCGAGUGCAGCGACGGUGCGGAGCACUACGACAAGCCCCUCACUGACACUACAAUACCGGCCCCACUCGGCAAGGUCUACUCGUUGAUGUUCGGUCCUGGGUCGAGCGCCUUCAUGCGGAAGUGGCUCGUUGAGGACCAGAAAUCGAGAGAGCUUAACCUUCCGGAUGACAAAGUCGGGUUAGACAAUGACCACAAAAGUAUCACCUUCGACUACAUUAAGCCGUUAAAUGCACCUGUUGGACCGAAGCAGACCAAAUGCAUUACGACGAACACCCUGCUAGCGUUUGACAUGGAGAAGGCUGUGACGAUUGACUGCAGCACGCAGACACCGGAUGUGCCAAGCGGCAAUGUGUUCUCUACGAAGACUCGCUACUGCCUUAUGUGGGGUCCGGGCAACUCUACAAGGCUUGUGGCAACUUGCACGGUCGAAUGGACCGGCAAGAGCUGGCUCAAGGGGCCAAUUGAGGCGGGUGCCAACUCCGGCCAGAUUGAGUACUGCAAGUCUCUCGUUGCUGCUUUGAAGGCCGCCCUAUCUCUGAAGUCUGUCGCCAAAGUCGUCGCUAAGAAAGGCAAGCGGAAAGGCAGGAAGGAGACGUCGGAUGGCGACGCCGCGAACACACCCCGCGAGAGCGCGGUGACAGCCGACCAGAAAGCAGCAGACUGGGGCAUGCUUGAGCCCUUGCACAAGCUCCUGGGCCCCUUCAUCGCCAUUGUGCGACCGUUCGUUACCUCGCAGGUCAUCAUCGCAGUGCUCUUUGUGCUGCUGGUGUAUACUUGGAUUCUGCCUCCUUAUCCGCGGGGCGGCACAGGUGUUGGCUUCCCAGGUUCCGGUUCUCCCGCGAGAAUUGCGGCUUACGAGGAGAUCUGGCGGCGGGAAGAGAGCGAGCUGUGGGAUUGGCUGGAAGAUCGAGCCGGGCUCGAUCAUCUGUACGCACCCUCUGCUGAGCAGCGUGAUCGGCAGAGGACCUCGAAUGCGCGGAAGAUGGUGCGAAAGCUUGAGGAUGAGAGAAUGACCGAACGACAAAUGGACGAUGCGGUCAAAGUCACAGAAGAGCGCUUAGAGGCGUUGAAGAAAGCAAUUGCGAGG
Baudoinia panamericana UAMH 10762 is the source of this 3285-nucleotide messenger RNA. RefSeq lists its product as uncharacterized. The record is from RefSeq and is a predicted model, not a curated record. Gene Ontology annotation, molecular function: sterol transfer activity; sterol binding. NCBI's taxonomy places the organism in Eukaryota, Fungi, Ascomycota, Dothideomycetes, Mycosphaerellales, Teratosphaeriaceae. The annotation marks the transcript as partial. Gene Ontology annotation, biological process: intracellular sterol transport. The transcript is spliced from 3 exons. Gene Ontology annotation, cellular component: endoplasmic reticulum membrane; mitochondrion; cortical endoplasmic reticulum.